This is a messenger RNA of Siniperca chuatsi (mandarin fish), 4253 nucleotides long. RefSeq names its product linkage group 18 C18orf54 homolog (gene lg18h18orf54). NCBI's taxonomy places the organism in Eukaryota, Metazoa, Chordata, Actinopteri, Centrarchiformes, Sinipercidae. The record is from RefSeq and is a predicted model, not a curated record. Bases 143 to 1876 code for a protein of 577 amino acids. The transcript has 15 exons.
AGGAAAACGGAAUGUAGCGAACAGGAGACAUUUUGGAGUCUGUUUUUAGCCUGGAACAAGAAUUUUAACGUCAGUAGUGAGUUUAACUAACUUUUGAGAUUGUGUCAACAACGUUAUGUGAAGUCAGCAUGGUUGUGAAAGCAUGGAGUCCAGCAGCUUGGUCAAUGACUUUCUGUCUCCGGAGUCGACGGUGACCUCCCUGCUGUCCAGCUCAGGUCACCUGAGGAGCAGCCUGUUGGCUCCUGAACACAACACCAGCUUCAGAUACAGAGACAAGAACUAUGACUCGGCCUCGGCGGCAUUGGACGCCUACAUCACAGACUUUGAGAGGAGUUGUCAGAACAGCGAAUCGCUGACAGGAAGGCUGGUUCUGCCACACAGUCCGCCCUCCACGCCGAGCAGACCCAGAGUGAGCACUCUCAGAAACAAAGAUGUUCUCAGGGAGAGUUUGACUGACAGGGAGCUAGACUUCCUGAACCUCCCUGUCAGCUCCCUCCAUCACCGCAGCAACCGAGACAGACUCUCCAUGACGACAGACGAGCUGCUCUCCAUCCCUUACGACGGCUCGAUGCCUGUCACCCACACCUCCGCCUUCAUCCAAAGGCUCCUGUCCCAAUCUGGAGCCUCCCAGCCCUGCCCCUCCUCCUCCAGACCAGCACACAGAACCUGGGAUAGACUCAGCAGCAGCCACGCCGUCCCCCGACUGGACCACCACCACCCCCAUCCAACCAGGACGCUCAGGAGCUCCAGAUGCAGAGGAAGACCAGGGGCAGGCACUUUGAAACCAGAUGUUGACAUCUCCUCAGGCAGCUGCUAUAGGUCUGCACACAGAGCAGCAAGGUCAGAGUGGGCAGAGCCGUCUUCGUCACUCCACCUCCCUCGCUGGUUCACCAGUAACAAGACUGACAUGGACUGUUCUGGAAUCACCAGCGUGCCGGACCUGAAGUACCCAGCCUGGAUCCAACGAUGUGACCUCAGCGAGCUGUCGCCGCCCACAGAGUCGGAGCUGUGGGAUGACCACGGUCUUCUUCCACCUGCAGCUUUCACAACCAGAGCUCCGUCCUGGGUAGCAGAGCUGGAGGAUGAUGAUGCUGACCAGACACCUGCACAGGUUGACAGCCAGCAGACUCUCAGAGAUCUGAGGCUUCAGUUUGCUGAACAGAUUUCUCUAUUCGCUGCAGAUAGAAACAGCUCUGACAUCAUGGAAACUCUGUUCAAAGACAACAGGAUUGAGUGUCUGAUCCAGAAGGCGGAUCAGGUGUUGAACUCUCUGUCGCAGAGCUCUAGAGGAGCAGACAGUCCUGCAUAUCCAGGUGGGACCAGGACUCAACCCAAGACACAAGUCAAUGCUACUGACUAUGUUGAAGAAGCUGUCAGUCCACUGAACACAGAGGAGCUGCUGCUCUGUUCUUCCUCACAAUGUCGUCCAUUCCCUCUGGACUCAGCAGCAGGGGGCGUCACAGAGGCGAUGGCCGGCGGAGGAGCUCAGGCUCUGGGCUGCGGUCUCCAUGGAAACAGCAUCUUGAAGCAGCCUGGUCCAGUUGAGGCUCUGAAACAGAUGCUGUUCAGACUGCAGGCAGUGGAAGCAGAGCUUCAGCGACAACAACAGGCAUCAGUAGCUCCAGCACUCAGUGACAGGCCACAGGCAGAGGAGACUCCAGUAACGCAGAUGCCUGGAGGUGAAGCAGAGCUGGAGAGUUUUCCCGGGGGACCGUCACUACAGAGAGCUCUGUAUCACCUGAGCCGUCUGAAGGUGCUGGUGGAAGAACCCAGACAGAAACACAGAGAGGAAGAAGAGGAGAAAGACGAAGAUGAAGGACGCUACUCCUUUUCAUCUGCUGACCGACUCAUCUGCACUCAGCAGAAACCCAUCUGAAGCUCAUCUUACAGUUUCCUGUCACGUCCAGUGGCAACAGGAAACGGCAAAAGGUGCUGAUGAAUCUGGAUGAAGUCUGCUCGGGAUUUGUAUUUUAGAUGAAAAGGUGCAAUUCAUCUAAACACUAACAGUACAGAGACCAAACCAGACUCAUUAGGAAAUUCAUGAAAUGUGUGUUGAAGUUAUGUGAAGUGUUAUAGUGAAAGAAGCUGAGAAACUUUUGAACACAGUUGGCUGUUCUGGUGGUUAAAAACUUGGAAAAUGACCAAAAGUUAUCUAUUAAAGGAUCUGUCUGGUAAAAUGUCAAACGAGGAUUUCCCAAAAGGUCAGAUUCAGAUGACCGGAUGGUUUCAAUAGCUCUAAUGCUAAAAAAGAUGCAACAUAGAAAUGAGGCUGCUUCAGAGUUGUUUGAAGGUGGAUUUUUUUUCACAAGCUAAAAUGUCCAGGACCUCUCUCUGUACUGGACACAGGGGCCUGGAACUGUUAUCCAUCUUAUUUGACUCUGUGGAAGACAGAACAAGAGGAUUUUUCUUAAUGUCACAAUUUUGCUCUUUAAACGCCCGAUGAGAAUGAAGCUGUGCAGCGUCUUAGCAACGUUAAGGACAAUCAAUCUCAAACUGAGAGGAAAUGACCAGAUAUCAAAAUCAUUCUACAUACUCCAAGCAUGUGUUCAGCUGUUGAGACACUAAAAGUGUCAAAUUGAUAUGUGAAUGGGGGAUAUAAUGUCUAGUUGUUUGUCAUUGCACUGGACAUGUCCUUCAAAUGAGAAAUCUUUCUGUUCGUAGCAGCAAGAUUCUGGAGAUGUCAUAAUGCUAGCUGUACAUGUUUAAUAUGCCUUAGCAUGCUGUCAAUCUAACAUGUCGCAUGCUAAACCUAGGCAUGUUAAUGUGGUAGCAUGUUAACCUGCUUAAUUUUAGUAUAUCACAUUUACCAUGUAACUUGUUAAACGUCAGAAUGUUAACAUCCAUUGCUGUGUUACAUGCUAACUGGACCAUUUAAAAACUAAUGUUAACAUGUCAACCGUAACUGUAGCCAGUAUUAUUGUUACAUGCCCAUGUUAGCAUGUCUCCUUGCUAAACGGCAAAUGUUACAUGCAGCAUGUUAACAUCCAUUUGUUGUCUAAUAUGGAUGUUAACAUGCUAACUGUAGCCACAUUAACAUGCCAACAUUAGCAUUUUAACUUAGCACCGUUACCAUAUUUCUAAAUGUUACAUGUUCAAGUUUAGCAUUUUCCCAUGCUAACACCUCACAUGCUAAAUGUCAACAACAAAGAUUUUGUGGUCUAAAUAAGGAAACUUUUGUAACUAUACACUAUAAUUUAUGUGGGCAAAGUUUUGUAUUUAACUCUUGCAAUGAGCAAUUUGGCAUAUUUUGUGAAAUAAAAAAAAAUAUUCUGCAAACUAAGGUAUAGAAAUACGUUUAAGUUUUGGUAUUUGUGCAGAACCUCAGGUAGCAUAUUGUACUGGUACUAAUAUCCAGAGUUUUCUAAUGAUACCCAACACUACUAACUGUUGGCAUGCUAACAUGCUAUAAUUAUCACAUUAACAUUUAGCAUUAAGCUCAAACCAGAGCUGGAACUUAGUACAGAUGAGCCUGAUAUUUCCUAAAAUGGCCACUGGACAGAGGAUAAUACUGCGUUCACAUUGUGUGGGAGUUACUGUAAUUACAAAUUUCCAAUUUGUAAAAACUGUUCUCGUCAACAUCCAAUUCGUAAUUACGGCAGUGAAACCAUAUAUACGUCCAACUUGGAGCUUAAUAACAUGGUACCUGAAAAAAGAAACAAGCAUGGACGCCUCAUGUCAGCCACAGUCAUUACCGUCUCUACCAUCCAUCCCAUGUGAUGUGAACGGAACAGAAACGGUUUGGUCUGUUUUGGCUCCGUUGUCAGGACAAACCUCAACAGGUGACAUUAUUUUAUUUACUGGUGUGGAAAAAUCAUGGCAGGUUUCCUUUCCUGAUUUGGACAAGAAACAGAAAAUCGGAUUAUUGAUCCAUCAGUAUUUUUAUUCACUCUUUGUCUCUGAACUGAUGAACACAGACUGUCAGUGUUUUCUCUUGCUUCACAUUUGGAACCAUUAAAGUGCCAAAUCAGUAUUCAGGCAGACAGGUGACCUGAACAUGAAAAGAUGUUUUGACAUGAAGUGUUUUUAUUUCUGUGUAACAGGCUUGUCUCCAGCUGCUCUGAGCUGUUUUUUCUGCAAACAGCUCACAUUAAAACAGAUCUCAAUUUACUACUUCAUGGUGUCAGCUCAUUUUGAAUUUUAUUAAGGAUAAUUUCGACAUUAACAGGAAUUGGACCUCAUUCACAACUUUCCUUAAACGUAAUCUCUUUUGAAACAUUCCAAACAAAAUGAAUAAAUUGUUUUUUUUAAACAAG